Erigeron canadensis is the source of this 3508-nucleotide messenger RNA. Its product is annotated as phosphoenolpyruvate carboxylase 4-like. NCBI's taxonomy places the organism in Eukaryota, Viridiplantae, Streptophyta, Magnoliopsida, Asterales, Asteraceae. The record is from RefSeq and is a predicted model, not a curated record. Gene Ontology annotation, biological process: tricarboxylic acid cycle; carbon fixation. Gene Ontology annotation, cellular component: cytosol. Bases 146 to 3271 code for a protein of 1041 amino acids. Gene Ontology annotation, molecular function: phosphoenolpyruvate carboxylase activity. The transcript has 20 exons.
UCCUUCUACAUAAUUCCUUCCGUUCCACAAUUUCCUCCUCAGCUCCUCCCCUCUCAACAAAUAUCAUCUCCAUUCACCUUUCUUCUCACACACACAUAUACAUACACCUAUACAUACACAUAUACAUACACACAGUACCGGAAUAAUGACGGACAUAACGGACGAUAUAGCGGAAGAAAUAUCGUUUCAAAACUACGACGAUGAUCUUCGUUUGCUUUUUAGUCUUCUUAAUGACGUUCUUCAACGUGAAGUCGGUCCGAAUAUCAUGGAGAAAAUCGAGCGCACUCGUACUCUUUCUCAGAGUGCAUGUCUUAUAAGAGCAGCUGGGAUUGAGGACACUGCAGAGGUUCUGGAGAAGCAAUUGGCUUCUGAGUUAUCGAAAAUGACACUUGAGGAAGCCUUGAAGCUUGCUAGAGCCUUUAGUCAUUUUCUUAGCUUAAUGGGUAUUGCUGAAACUCAUCACAGGUCUCGUAAGUCAAAGAAUGUGGCACAAGCUUCAAAAUCUUGUGAUGAUACUUUCAAUCAGCUUAUUCAAAGUGGUCUUUCUCCAGAUGUGCUUUAUGACACUAUAUGUAACCAGGCGGUUGAGAUAGUCCUCACUGCACAUCCUACACAGAUUAACAGGCGUACUCUUCAGUAUAAACACAUUAGAAUUUCUCAUCUGUUAGAAGUCAAUGAUCGCAAAGAUCUUACACAGGAAGAUCAAGAUACUCUAAUAGAAGAUCUGGUGAGAGAGAUAACCUCAAUAUGGCAGACAGAUGAACUGAGACGCCACAAGCCGACACCGGUGGAUGAGGCUAGAGCUGGGUUGAACUAUGUCGAGCAGUCCCUUUGGAAAGCCAUACCCCAUUACUUACGCCGUCUCAGUAAUGCUCUAAAGAAGCAUACUGGGAGGCCACUUCCUUUGACAUGCACACCAAUAAGAUUUGGAUCUUGGAUGGGAGGUGAUAGAGAUGGAAAUCCUAAUGUCACUGCAAAGGUGACGAGAGAUGUAUCUCUUCUAUCAAGGUGGAUGGCGAUUGAUCUUUACAUACGGGAAGUUGACAACCUCAGAUUUGAACUUUCAAUGCACCAGUGUAGCCAUAGCCUGUCAAGUUUGGCACAUGAUAUCUUCUCUAAAGAAAAUAUUGAAGAGGACCGGCGGAUAACUUGGGGCAACAUACCAAAGCAUCAAACCCAUCAUGCUUAUGGCCUGCCUACACAACUUCCCGCUCAAGCUGAUGUACCCUCGUGUACAGAAUACCACGAAGUGGAAUCUCAUUAUCCUCAACUAGAUGUUCCUGGGUCUGAGUACAAACCUCUGAAAAGCAAGGAAGAGCAGGCUACUUUAUAUCUGCAAGUUAAUGUAAAUGGCAACCAAUCUAGUGGAACCAGUGGUCAACAACCUUCUACACCAAAAUCUGGAACUGACAGCCCCAAUCAGCUAGCUCAGAGGAAAAUGUUUGGCGAGGUAGGAAAAGCCAGCUUCCGGAAGCUUCUUGAACCAAGCAUGCCUCAGAAAUCGGGAAUUUCUCCUUACAGAAUUGUCCUUGGGGAUGUAAAAGAAAAGCUUAGGAAUACUCGUAGGCGAUUAGAGCAGCUUCUUGAAGAUCUUCCUUGUGACCAGGAUCCUGGUGAUUAUUAUGACUCACCAGAUCAGCUAUUGCAACCACUCAUGCUAUGUUAUGAAUCUCUGCAAUCCUGCGGUUCGGGAAUUCUAGCUGAUGGACGGCUUGCUGACCUUAUAAGAAGAAUUUCUGUGUUUGGGAUGGUACUGAUGAAGAUUGACCUCCGUCAGGAAGCUGGUAGACAUUCAGAGACUCUUGAUGCAAUUACCGGAUAUCUUGAUAUGGGCACAUACAGUGAGUGGGAUGAAAGUAAGAAAAUAGACUUUCUAAUAAGAGAGCUAAAGGGGAAGAGACCUCUGAUUCCACAAACUAUAGAGGUUUCUCCUGAAGUUAAAGAAGUCCUGGACACCUUCCGUGUUUCUGCUGAGUUGGGUAGUGAUUCUCUAGGUGCCUAUGUGAUAUCCAUGGCCUCAAAUGCAAGUGAUGUCCUUGCUGUGGAGCUUCUGCAGAAAGAUGCUCGUCUUGCAAUAUCAGGGGAACAAGGAAGACCAUGUUGUGCUGGAAUAUUGCGGGUAGUCCCUCUGUUUGAGACCGUGAAGGAUUUGAGAGCAGCUGGUUCUGUGAUACGGAGAUUAUUAUCUAUUGAUUGGUACAGAGACCACAUCAUAAAAAAUCACAAUGGACACCAGGAGGUAAUGGUUGGAUACUCUGACUCAGGUAAAGACGCUGGGCGUUUUGCUGCUGCAUGGGAACUUUACAAGGCUCAAGAGGAUGUUGUAGCUGCAUGCAAAGAGUAUGGUAUCAAAGUUACUUUGUUCCACGGCCGUGGAGGAAGUAUUGGCCGAGGUGGUGGUCCUACACAUCUUGCUAUUCAAUCCCAACCACCUGGUUCUGUCAUGGGUACACUUCGAUCAACCGAGCAGGGAGAAAUGGUGCAGGCCAAGUUUGGGCUACCAGGGAUGGCUGUGAGGCAACUAGAGAUCUACACAACAGCAGUUCUUCUCGCCACCCUUCGUCCUCCAAAGCCACCAAGAGAUGAGAACUGGCGAAAUCUCAUGGAAGAGAUAUCAGAUCGGAGUCGCCAAAGUUAUCGAAGCACUGUUUAUGACAACCCAGAAUUCAUUACUUACUUCCAAGAAGCUACACCACAGGCUGAACUGGGACACCUAAACAUUGGUAGCCGUCCAAGCAGAAGAAAAAGUUCAGCAGGAAUCGGAGAUCUUCGGGCCAUUCCAUGGAUAUUUGCAUGGACACAAACACGAUUCGUUCUUCCUGCAUGGCUUGGAGUUGGAGCUGGUUUGAAGGGUGUCUGUGAGAAAGGACAUGCUGAAGAACUAAAAGCAGCUUACAAAGAAUGGCCUUUCUUUCAAUCUACAGUGGACCUGAUAGAAAUGGUAUUAGGAAAAGCAGAUAUUCCGAUUGUCAAACACUAUGAUGAAGUGCUGGUUCAUGAAAGUCGGAGGAGUCUUGGUGAUGAUCUUAGAAAGGAGCUUUUGUCAACUGAGAAAUAUGUGUUGGUGGUAACUGGUCAUGAGAAGCUAUCUGAGAACAACAAGAGCCUGAGGAAGUUAAUUGAGAGUCGUCUCCCCUAUCUUAAUCCUCUUAACAUGUUGCAGGUGGAGAUUUUGAAGAGGUUGAGAAGUGAUACAGAGAAUAACAAGCUUAGAGAUGCAUUGCUUAUUACCAUUAAUGGCAUCGCAGCUGGGAUGAGAAACACUGGUUAAUCACCUUCUAGUAAAAACCAGUUGAAUUUAGAUUUGUGUUUAGCAUUUGGUUCGUUAAGAAACCUUACAUGUCGUACAUCCAGUGCAAGUGUUUAGCAUUUGGAACUAAUACUGUGUGUUCAUGUUACCUACCUAGUGUAAUUGUGGAUUUUGAGUAUGGUACAUAAGUGCGUCAUGGUUUGUGACAAUACGCAUUUGAAGAUUUUAACUGAAGAAUCUAAAUGUGGUAUUUGUGCA